Aricia agestis (brown argus) is the source of this 1751-nucleotide messenger RNA. It is a transcript of the gene Naa60, whose product is annotated as N-alpha-acetyltransferase 60. The coding region runs from base 160 to 903 and encodes 247 amino acids. The record is from RefSeq and is a predicted model, not a curated record. Gene Ontology annotation, molecular function: histone acetyltransferase activity; protein-N-terminal amino-acid acetyltransferase activity. The transcript is spliced from 5 exons. Lineage: Eukaryota; Metazoa; Arthropoda; Insecta; Lepidoptera; Lycaenidae. Gene Ontology annotation, biological process: N-terminal peptidyl-methionine acetylation. Gene Ontology annotation, cellular component: Golgi membrane.
AGUGUCACUCUUGUUAUCGUAUUUCGUAUCUUAUCAAUUGUGGUAAAAUUGUUGAUAAUUUCUCGUAUUUCUGAUUCACAACAAUUAUGUGUUGCUAAAAUGAUAGGAGGACAUGUAAUUAAUAUAUUUGACGACUACUUUUAAUGGCCUAAUUACCGAAUGGCUGGAUUCAGUUGGUACCUUUCUGAGGGCUUUCAAGUUAUUAUUGAAAAGUCUCAAGAAGCAAAAUGCUCUCUCAAGGAUGUUCAGCUUCGUUUUUUGUGCCCUGAUGACUUGGAGGAGGUAAGAUCUUUGUGUAGAGAUUGGUUUCCUAUUGAGUAUCCGCAGUCAUGGUAUGAAGACAUAACAUCAUCCGAGAGAUUCUUUGCUCUUGCAGCUGUGUACAAAAGCCAGAUAAUAGGUCUCAUAGUUGCUGAGAUAAAACCCUAUUUAAAGCUCAACGCUGAAGACAGAGGGAUAUUAUCAAGAUGGUUUGCAUCAAAAGAAACACUUGUCGCUUACAUUUUGUCACUUGGUGUUGUUCGUUCCUAUCGCCGCUCGGGUGUGGCCACAAUGUUGCUGGAUGUUCUAAUAGACCACCUGGCUGGUCCUGUUCCUCAGGCGCCACACGAGCACCGAGUCAAGGCUAUAUUCCUACAUGUCCUAACAACUAAUAACGAAGCCAUACUCUUCUACGAGAAAAGAAGAUUUAAACUCCACUCUUUCCUGCCCUACUACUACUCAAUUAAGGGCAGAUGUAAAGACGGCUUUACAUAUGUCUACUAUGUGAACGGUGGUCACGCUCCAUGGGGUCUCUACGACUAUGUCAAGUACGUAGCUCGAGCUGCCUGGAGGGGAGGUGGUCUCUACCCCUGGCUGUGGGGAAAACUGCGCACCGCUCUCACAAUAUCAUGGCACAGAUAGCUCUGACCAAGACGAACAAAUAUUACUAUAACUUGAACUAAUAUGGUGAGCAAACUGUCAUAUUUUACGUAUGGUCCUGUUUUACAAAUGACAGAUUUUUACAAGAACAUUGUCUACCAUGUGGCAUUGUGACACAUCCUGUUUUCUACGUGACAAAUGACAAUUGAGUUCUUGUUAAAAGUUUACCAAUUGUUUAAAUUUGAAAUAGAGACUACUUAUCAUUUAUUUGAAAAUCGAAUUUAACUGACAUACCUGUAAAUAUAUCAAUUAAAAAGUACUAUGUUAAUUAAAAACAGAACAAAAUUGUAAGCAACGCUUUCUUCUUCUUUUAAAGACAUGUUUAAUGAUCUUAAUAAAAUAGUUAUUAUGGUAUUAAUACUUUUGACAAGUUAUUCUAAAAGUGAUAGUACGGUUUAUGACCUCUGUGUCUUAUGGACUAUGACAAAGAACAAAAUGAGUCGCAAGUUUUCCUCACAAGGUCUGUAAGACCUACCCAGUUAUAUUAGUGUUUCUAGAUGUGAUAUGAUAGUUUUUGCUUUAAUCAAUAUUAUUUGCUUAUUAAAACAUCUAUAAAAGAUUGAACUAGUGCGGGUAGUAACAAAUAAAAAACAAUUUUUAUUGAAACAAAAAUAUGACAGUGGUAAUAAUUUAACAUUAGGAAUUUGCCAUGAGUGAUGAGCGUCACAUUAAAACCCUUGCACCAUAAUCUUAAUGUUAUAAAAAACAGAUUUAGAUCUUUUUAUUUAAUUUUCUAAUAUUUCAAGUUUUGAGCCAGACUUUAUUCUUUCUCGUCUUCUCAUUGCUAUUUCAAGCUGUAUAAUUUUAAAACCUGCUAUUUCAUUUAUUUA